Molecule: messenger RNA, 1294 nt
Organism: Cololabis saira (Pacific saury)
Lineage: Eukaryota; Metazoa; Chordata; Actinopteri; Beloniformes; Belonidae
Exons: 8
Coding region: 60-1028 (322 amino acids)
Molecular function (GO): oxidoreductase activity
Source: RefSeq, a predicted model, not a curated record
GCAAAAAAAUCAAGGGAUGAUUCGGUUUUUCGUCAGUGGUGAAGCUCACUGGUCCAAAGAUGUUACAAAGUUCGUGGUUGGGUUGUAAAAUCAUCGAAAACAAACUCUUUCAUAAGAAACCUAAAGACCUCACAGCCGUCAGAAAAGCCCAGGGGUCCAAGCAGAGCAGCAUGGCUUCACCUGCAGGCCUGAGCUGUCCCACUGUCCCACUGAGAAACGGUCUACACAUCCCUAUCCUGGGACUGGGCACAUCACAUGAUGGUGGAUACUCCCAUGAGGCCAUUGUGUAUGCUCUCACUGAGUGUGGGAUGCGCCAUAUUGACACAGCACAGCGCUAUGGAUGUGAGGAGAAACUAGGCAAAGCGAUUAAAGAAAGUGGGAUCACACGAAGUGAUUUGUGGCUGACCAAUAAACUGUGGCCAGGAGACUACGGAUACAACGCUGCCAAAAAAGCCUGCCUUGAUUCCUGCUCAAAGAUGAGGACUGAAUAUUUUGAUUUGUACCUGAUGCACUGGCCAGCAUCAUUUAGAUCAGGUUGUUCCAACAGAGAGAUGAGAGCAGAAACCUGGAGAGCUUUGGAGGAACUUUAUGAGACAGGGAGAUGCCGUGCUAUCGGGGUGAGCAACUUUCUGAUCCACCACCUGGAGGAGUUGAAGGAAGACUGUAGUAUGAUGCCACACGUGAACCAGGUGGAGUAUCAUCCUUACCAGCAGCCCCACUGCCUCAUUGAGUACUGUCACAAGGAGGGGAUUGUGUUUGAAGGGUACAGUCCUUUGGCCAAGGGUCAAGUUCUCAGCGAUCCCACCAUUCGUCAGAUUGCAGAAAAGCAUGGACGGACACCGGCUCAGAUCUGCAUCCGCUGGAGCGUCCAGAAUGGAGUCGUCACAAUACCCAAGUCAGUCAAAAAGAACAGGAUACAAGAAAACUGUCAAGUGUUUGGGUUCCAGCUCGAGGAGGCAGACAUGGUCGCUCUAGGAAACUUACAUGAUGGAAGACAUGUUACGUGGGAUCCAACAAAUGUGGAGUAAAAAAACAAUUUGUCUGUGAUUUGUGCAUUUCAUCAUUCAACAAUGUGAUUUUUAUUUUUUAUUUUUCUAUAUAGCCUGUAAAUCUGUGAAAAGAGCUAUGCAAAUAAUACAGUUUACUUAAUAAGUGAUAGUACAAGCUUUGUCAGCAAUGCUUCAAUGAAAAAUAAAUAUUUAAUUAGAUAUAUACACAAGGUUGUUUUUUUUUUAGUUAUAUUUGUGAAACUUUUCCAUGAGACACUAAUGUGUAGUUCUUUUUUUUCCUAAAC